AUGAAGGCGCACCAUGGAAGGGGCCCGCGGCGCUACUACGAACCCGAAGAUCGUGAAUUGGAUAUUCACGUACUCGAAACCACUGCCUACACUCGGCUGAAAGAACAGGGACUUUGUGACCGUGGAAUUGCGCCAGACUUCCUAGGUUCUAUAAGGAAUAUAUAUAAGUACUACCAGUGUCGAGAGAUAGUGAAGGUCUAA
This is a messenger RNA of Penicillium vulpinum, 201 nucleotides long. RefSeq lists its product as uncharacterized. The coding region runs from base 1 to 201 and encodes 66 amino acids. The record is from RefSeq and is a predicted model, not a curated record. The transcript is spliced from 2 exons. Lineage: Eukaryota; Fungi; Ascomycota; Eurotiomycetes; Eurotiales; Aspergillaceae.